CUCGCUGGCCCUCAGCGUGCUCGCCCACUUUCGGACAGCCGAGCUACAGGCCCGGGUGCUACGCCUGGAAGCCGAGCGCGGGGAGCAGCAGAUGGAGACGGCUAUUUUGGGACGAGUCAACCAACUGCUGGAAGAGAAAUGGAAGCUCCACUCACGGAGGCGCCGGGAGGCCCCGAAGAUGUCUCCAGAUUGUAACUGCCCCCCAGGACCACCUGGUCCUACUGGAAGGCCCGGACUCCCGGGGAACAAAGGUGCCAUUGGGAUGCCCGGACGCGUGGGAGUAAAGGGCCAACCUGGGGAGAAGGGUGCCCCUGGAGAUGCUGGGAUGUCCAUCAUCGGUCCCCGAGGCCCCCCUGGCCAGCCGGGCACUCGAGGCUUUCCUGGCUUUCCGGGUCCCAUUGGACUGGAUGGCAAGCCGGGCCACCCCGGACCCAAAGGGGAGAUGGGCCUGACGGGUCCACGAGGACAGCCGGGACCUCAAGGACAAAAGGGAGAGAAGGGUCAGUGUGGAGAGUACCCACACCGGGAGUACCUAAGUGGUACACUAGCAGCUCUGCGUUCCAACCAGAUAAUUACCCUGAAGGGUGAACAGGGCCAGGCUGGCAUCCAAGGUCCACCAGGGCCACCAGGCCCCCCUGGGCCAAGCGGACCUCUGGGACAUCCAGGACUGCCAGGACUGAUGGGGCCACCCGGCUUACCUGGGCCUCCUGGGCCAAAGGGAGACCCAGGGAUCCAGGGCUACCAUGGCCGGAAGGGAGAACGAGGUCUGCCAGGGAUGCCAGGCAAGCACGGAGCCAAGGGAGCUCCUGGAGUGGCCGUGGCGGGGCUGAAGGGUGAGCCAGGGACCACAGGAGCCAAGGGUGAGAAGGGGGCCAUGGGCUCCCCUGGGCUCCCUGGGCUCCUGGGGCAGAAGGGAGAGAAAGGCGAUGCUGGCAACUCCAUUGGAGGCGGCAGAGGGGCACCUGGCCCCCCAGGGCUCCCCGGGCCCCCAGGGCCAAAGGGAGAAGCAGGUGUCGAUGGUCAACCUGGUCCCCCAGGACAGCAAGGAGACAAGGGGGAGCCUGGAGCAGCUGGAGGACAGGGCCCAGCUGGCCCCAAGGGCUCUAAAGGAGAACCCGGGAAAGGCGAGAUGGUGGAUUACAAUGGAAACAUCAACGAUGCUCUCCAGGAGAUCCGAACUCUGGCCUUGAUGGGGCCUCCUGGUCUUCCUGGGCAAAUUGGUCCACCUGGAGCUCCAGGGAGUCCGGGCCAGAAGGGGGAGAUUGGGCUGCCAGGCCCUCCAGGACACGAUGGGGAAAAGGGACCUCGAGGCAAGCCAGGAGACGUGGGGCCCCCCGGUCCCCAAGGACCUCCAGGAAAGGAUGGGCCUCCAGGAACAAAGGGAGAAAGUGGACACCCGGGGAGCCCAGGAGAGAAGGGAGAGAAAGGGGACAUGGGACAAGCAGGCUCGCCGGGUCUAGACGGCCCAACUGGGGAGAAAGGAGAACCAGGUGGCCCAGGGAGACCAGGAGCAACAGGAUUGCCUGGCCCAAUCGGGCUCCCGGGAUUUACAGGAGAGAAAGGAGAAGCCGGAGAGAAGGGUGACCCAGGAGUGGAGGUUCCUGGGCCACCAGGGCCAGAGGGACCUCCAGGACCUCCGGGGCUCCAAGGUGUUCCAGGACCAAAGGGGGAAGCAGGACUAGAUGGAGCGAAAGGAGAGAAGGGCAUCCAGGGAGAAAAAGGAGACCGAGGUCCUCUGGGAUUACCCGGAGCUUCAGGUUUGGACGGCAGACCUGGGCCACCGGGUACUCCAGGACCAAUCGGAGUUCCAGGCCCAGCAGGACCAAAGGGUGAGAGGGGCAGCAAAGGAGACCCUGGGAUGACAGGACCAAUGGGAGCAGCUGGGCUUCCUGGUUUACAUGGACCACCCGGGGACAAAGGAAACCGGGGACACCGAGGUUUUAAAGGAGAGAAAGGGGAGCCGGGGUUACCAGGGCUGGACGGACUGGAUGCCCCGUGCCCGUUGGGUGAAGACGGCUUACCUGUCCAGGGCUGCUGGAACAAGUGAUGCCUCUAACCUUGGAUUGGCCUGUGUGUGUGUUUGUACAUUGAAUAUUUAUUUUUAUACAGUUUUCACCUUUUGAAAAUGCCAGAAGUAUGAUGCAUCUUACAGAUUAUUAAAAAAAAAAGGAAAAACCUGCAUAUUUUGUACAGAAAGCACCAACCUCUUCCCUUUUGUUUACAAGAUGUUUUGUACAAGUCUAUGUCUUUAAUACACUUUUUGUUUGUCAGUACCGUCGUAAUGUUUGCAUGAUAUUUGUGCACACUUACCAAGUUGAAGCUGAAUAAAUUAUUGUGUUCUGGUGCCAAAGGGGGCCAGCCGGCACUGAGGGGCUGGCCAGCUUAUGUGUGAAUUCACAUAAAUGUGGAGGUCCAUGAUGUUUGCCAAACUAGGAGUGUCUAAAAAGAUUUUCAACUCUUAUGGAUUUUUAUUAUUAAAAAAGUGAACCGUGGCAA
Messenger RNA from Tupaia belangeri chinensis (Chinese tree shrew), 2496 nucleotides. RefSeq names its product collagen type XIII alpha 1 chain (gene COL13A1). Bases 92 to 2047 code for a protein of 651 amino acids. The transcript is spliced from 41 exons. The record is from RefSeq and is a predicted model, not a curated record. Lineage: Eukaryota; Metazoa; Chordata; Mammalia; Scandentia; Tupaiidae.